CAGCAUCCGAUUUCCUUUGUCCGGGCUUUCUAUCCAUCCUCUUAGCUCCUCGAUUCCGCUAUGUGGCUCGUCAACUGGUUCUACGAUGUCCUGGCUUCGCUCGGCCUGCUGAACAAGCACGCCAAGCUGCUUUUCCUCGGUCUGGAUAACGCCGGCAAGACUACGCUGCUGCACAUGUUGAAGAACGACCGAGUCGCUGUCCUCUCGCCCACCGCCCACCCGACCUCCGAGGAGCUGGCUAUCGGCAACAACCGCUUCACGACCUUCGAUCUGGGUGGUCACCAGCAGGCCCGUCGUCUCUGGAAGGACUACUUCCCCGAAGUCAGCGGUAUCGUCUUCCUCGUCGAUGCCAAGGACUACGAGCGCUUCCCCGAGUCCAAGGCCGAGCUUGACGCUCUUCUGGCCAUGGAGGACCUCGCCAAGGUUCCCUUCCUUGUCCUCGGAAACAAGAUCGACCACCCCGACGCCGUGAGUGAGGACGAGCUGCGCCACCAGCUGGGUCUGUACCAGACCACCGGCAAGGGCAAGGUCCCGCUCGAGGGAAUCCGGCCCAUUGAGCUGUUCAUGUGCAGUGUCGUCAUGAGACAGGGCUACGGCGAGGGUAUCCGCUGGCUGUCCCAGUACGUCUAAGCUACCGGCUUAGUCCUAAACACCACACCAGACCAAAUUGGUAUUCCACGUCUUGACCCAAGUUUGGAAAUCGCUUUACCCCUUC
This is a messenger RNA of Penicillium cinerascens, 715 nucleotides long. RefSeq names its product Arf family GTPase SAR1 (gene sar1). The record is from RefSeq and is a predicted model, not a curated record. Gene Ontology annotation, biological process: intracellular protein transport; vesicle organization; membrane organization. Bases 61 to 630 code for a protein of 189 amino acids. NCBI's taxonomy places the organism in Eukaryota, Fungi, Ascomycota, Eurotiomycetes, Eurotiales, Aspergillaceae. The transcript is spliced from 5 exons. Gene Ontology annotation, cellular component: COPII vesicle coat; endoplasmic reticulum exit site. Gene Ontology annotation, molecular function: GTP binding; GTPase activity.